AUGGCAGGGAACAUCCUCAUUGUUAUGGUAGUUAUGGCUGAUCAGCACCUUCACACCCCCAUGUACUUCUUCCUGGGGAAUUUGUCCUGCUUUGAGAUCUACUACACCUCCACCAUCCUGCCCAGGAUGCUGGCCAGUCUCUUGACUGGGGACAGAACCAUUUCAAUCAGAAACUGCUUCUUGCAAUAUUAUUUCUUUGCUUUCCUGGUACUUGCUGAGUGUUAUCUCUUAUCUGUGAUGUCUUAUGAUCAGUAUUUAGUCAUCUGCAAAGCACUGCGUUAUGCAGCCCUUAUGAAAGGCAAUGUCUGUGCCAUGCUAGCAGCUGCUUCUUGGGUAAGUGGGUUUCUGGCUAGCACCAUAAUCACCUCCCUGAUAUCCCAAUUCAUUUUCUGCGGCCCCAAUAAAAUUGAUCAUUUCUUUUGUGAUUUCAACCCAAUAAUAAAACUGUCCUGCAGUGACACGCAUCUGGCUGAACUCGCCAUCCUCAUUCUGGCCUCAAUAUUCACCCAGCUCCCAUUCCUUACCCUGACGUGUUAUGUUUAUAUCAUUCUCAGUAUCCUGAGAAUCCCUUCCACCACCGGCAGGCAAAAGGCCUUUUCCACCUGCUCCUCUCACCUCGUCGUGGUGACAAUUUUCUAUGGGACCAUAAUUAUUGUGUAUCUGCUCCCCAAAACCAACACACUGAAAGCCCUGAACAAAGUGUUCUCGGUCUUCUACACUGUUCUGAACCCCUGGUCAAUGCACUCAUCUACAGCCUGA
Molecule: messenger RNA, 759 nt
Organism: Gopherus flavomarginatus (Mexican gopher tortoise)
Lineage: Eukaryota; Metazoa; Chordata; Testudines; Testudinidae
Product: olfactory receptor 11L1-like
Exons: 1
Coding region: 1-759 (252 amino acids)
Biological process (GO): G protein-coupled receptor signaling pathway
Cellular component (GO): membrane
Molecular function (GO): olfactory receptor activity
Source: RefSeq, a predicted model, not a curated record